AUGGCUUCCAAAGAGAGCCAUCUGACCACCACACUCCUGGUGUCCAUCCUGGCGGCGGUGCUUGGCUCCCUGCAGAUUGGAUACCACACGGGGAACGUCAACGCUCCAGCCAAGAUCAUUGAAGAGUUCUUCAAUCACACCUGGAGAGCCAGACACAACGAGUCGAUGCCAGAUCACAGCCUGACCCUGCUGUGGUCGCUCUCCGUCAGCAUAAAAGACUUCGGCGCCUUGCUCGGCUCGCUAGGAGUUAAAUAUCUGGCAGAUUCUUACGGAAGACGUAACUCCAUCCUCAUAGUGAACUGUCUCUCCAUGGUCGGAGCAUGUCUGAUGUCCACCUCCAAAGUCUGUGAGUCGUUCGAGGUCCUCAUCCUGGGACGGUUGGUGUUCGGUCUCUUCUGCGGUCUGGUGAUGAGUCUCAAUCCACUCUACAUCCAGGAAGUGUCCCCCACAAACCUGAGGGGGGCUUUCGCUACACUCAACCAGGUGUCCUUCGCCUUAGGCAUCCUGCUGGGAAUGGUGGCAGGUCUGGAGACAGUGUUGGGCACGGAGCAUAACUGGGCCAUGAUGCUGUCACUGUCCCUCAUCCCGGCCUUGGCACAGUACCUGAUCUUCCCAUUCUGUCCGGAGAGUCCUCGCUACCUGCUCAUCAACCGAGGAGAGGAGAGCAAAGCCGAGGCCGCCCUGCUGAGGCUGCGGGGCUGCACAGACAAGGUGCUCACGGAGCUGGAGGAGAUGAAGGAAGAGGCCGCCCACACUCAGACCGGCGUCACCAUCCAGGAGUUCUUCAAGAAGCAAAGAUACAAGCAGCCAAUCAUCAUCGUCCUCAUCAUCAACUUAGGCAGCCAGCUGUCUGGAUUCAAUGCGAUCAUCAAUUAUUCCACCAGGAUGUUCCAGGCUAAGUUUGACCAGGCCAAAUACCUGACUCUGGGUGUGGGCGCCGUCAAUGUGACCUUCACACUGGUGGCAUUCUUCCUGAUGGAGAGGGCGGGGCGGAGGAGAUUACUCCUGACUGGUUUCAUCUCCAUCGCAGCGUGUACCUUACUAAUGACCAUCGUCGACUCCGUCCAGCACCUGGUCCCGGAGCUGCGGAGCCUGCAGGUCCUGCUGGUUUUCUGCCUGAUUUCGGCCUACGAGCUGGGUCCAGGUCCAAUCUCCUGGUUCAUCGCUGCUGAGCUCUUCGACCAGCCCGGCAGGCCCAUCGCGAUGGCCUUCACCAGCAUGCUCAACUGGGGAGGGAAGUUUGUCCUGGCACUCGUCUUCCCUCCGUUACUGAAAGUCUGCGGUGCGUACGUCUACCUCCUCUUCAUGGCCGUGGCUCUGCUCGCCUUCACCUUCACCUGGAUUCGCCUCCCGGAGACAAAAGGUCGCACGUUUGAUGACAUCGCAGAGGAGUUCAGAGGAGCAGAGGGAAUCCCUUUAAACAAUAAGACCGGAUUCAACACUUUCACCUGA
This is a messenger RNA of Labrus bergylta (ballan wrasse), 1452 nucleotides long. It is a transcript of the gene slc2a1c, whose product is annotated as solute carrier family 2, facilitated glucose transporter member 1. Gene Ontology annotation, molecular function: D-glucose transmembrane transporter activity. Gene Ontology annotation, biological process: response to insulin; dehydroascorbic acid transport. Gene Ontology annotation, cellular component: plasma membrane; basolateral plasma membrane; apical plasma membrane. The record is from RefSeq and is a predicted model, not a curated record. Lineage: Eukaryota; Metazoa; Chordata; Actinopteri; Labriformes; Labridae.